This is a messenger RNA of Lactuca sativa (garden lettuce), 1257 nucleotides long. RefSeq lists its product as uncharacterized. Lineage: Eukaryota; Viridiplantae; Streptophyta; Magnoliopsida; Asterales; Asteraceae. The record is from RefSeq and is a predicted model, not a curated record.
AGUAGUUGUUGGGCAUCUUUCAACGGCGACCUAAUUCAAUUGGUACCAGAAUAUGCACAGGCUGCUGUCAGUAUUCUACAGCGAUUAGGUCGUAUUCAAGUCAUCGAUAGAGAAAAUCAGAGAAAUUCUUUUUAGGGUUUUGAUCGGAUAGUUGAUGUCGGAGAACGGCAGCACAGUUAGUACGGCAAGCGGGCCGGAUUUUAACCUACCGAAUGAAAUACUGUCGGUGAUCCCCACGGAUCCCUAUGACCAGUUAGAUCUUGCUCGGAAGAUCACUUCAAUGGCGCUUGCAUCUCGCGUUUCUAAACUGGAAUCGGAGGCAGGACGGCUGAGGAAUAAGUUGAACGAGAAAGACCGUGUUAUUAUGGAACUCGAAGAUAAAGUCUCCGAACUUCAGCAAACAUGUCAUAACGUUCAGUUGCGGUUGCAGAUUACGCUUGAAGAUAAUUCGAAGCUUGCGGAGGAGAGAGAUUCGUUGGCUAUGGCUACUAAGAAAUUAGGGCGCGAUUUAGCCAAGCUGGAGACUUUCAAACGACAGUUAAUGCAGUCAUUGAACGACAAUGAGUCAACUAAAACAAGUGUGGAUAUAGGCACCUAUGACCAAUCUGCCCCUAGAGCUUAUCCAUCUAAAGAGGAGACAAAUGGCUAUAGAAAGCACCACUCUUUUAGUGGCUCUAUAGACGGUGGAAACAUCCCUGAUGAUGCCUCGAAACUUACUGGUCAAAGAUUUUCUGUGACACCGUAUAUGAGCUCACGUGUAACUCCCACUGAAACUCCAAAGACAAUUUCUACAAGUGUGUCUCCUCGAAGGUAUUCUGCUUCUGGUGCCACAUCACCAACAAAAAUUCAAUAUGAAGGGCGUGGUGGUACCAUGUCAUCAUGGUACUCAUCAAGCCAACAAUCUUCAGCUGGAAACUCUCCUCCUCGUGGGCCCCCAUUACCAGGCCGUGCCCCUAAGAUUGAUGGAAAGGAGGUAUUUCGUCAAGCAAGGAGUCGACUAUCUUAUGAGCAAUUCAGUGCUUUCUUAGCAAACAUAAAGGAGUUGAAUGCUCAAAAGCAAUCUCGCGAGGAGACUUUAAGGAAAGCAGAAGAAAUAUUUGGGAUUGAUAAUAAAGAUCUUUAUCUAUCAUUUCAAGGUCUACUAAAUCGCAACAAACAAUAAAAAUAUUAUUCGACAUAUAUGUAUUAUUAAAUAAGCUUGACAUUUUUGCCUAUAUAUAUGCUAAUGCAUAAGGUAAGAAAAACAUUUUGUGUGUA